Messenger RNA from Dalotia coriaria, 4222 nucleotides. Its product is annotated as ZP and PAN domain-containing protein neyo. The record is from RefSeq and is a predicted model, not a curated record. Bases 564 to 2657 code for a protein of 697 amino acids. NCBI's taxonomy places the organism in Eukaryota, Metazoa, Arthropoda, Insecta, Coleoptera, Staphylinidae. The transcript is spliced from 8 exons.
GAGGCAUUUCUAUCGCGGUUGUGACCGUGAACGCAACAGAAGCGCACACCGCACCGUCGCACACGCAACGCGAGAGAGUACCACCAGCCAACCUAGACAUUCAAGUACAAGUAGUAGCUGAAAGUUAAGUCUCCUCCGCACACACGAGCGGCGAAGAGACAAGGCCAAGGACAGCGCUGCUAUUGCGAUUUUCAUCACGCAGGCACGUCAAGUGUGUGUGUACGCCAAACGCGGUGUCGAAGAAAAACGGUAGUGUGCACAGUGUGACGAAUAGUUUUCACAUUUUGCAUCUCGUUGCGCGGACGCGUGCACGAGAUAAUCGGGAGUUGCGCGCGCGCAGAGAUUCAUCAAGAAAGAGACUGUUCGCGCCUCGUUUCGAUACCAAUCGAGCGCGGAGACAUCGCCACCGCAGAGAGAUCCGACAACGCUUCUUCAACUCGUCAAAGUUGUGCACGCAGCGCGGAAAGCAGCAGGUACUUCUACGCUUCAAUAUAAUAAAUAUAUAGUUGAGUUGCUGAGUUGCUGAGCCAAGACUAUCUGCGCAUAAGAUACCAACAACUGGAAUGAAUUCAAGAAUGCAUUGGUAUACGUGGGCGUUAAUCGUCCUGUCCGUGGCGAGCACGCAUGCCGCCGAUGAGGACACGGAAGCGGAAGUCAUCGACGCGCCCGACAAGUAUCCGGCACCAGCGCCCAGCCCGCUGGAUGAUUGUGAUCCCGAAAAAGUGGGCUUUGAACUAAUCACCGGGUAUGUCUUCUCGGCACCCGGCAAUGUCCUCGAUUCCAUCCCCGGCACGUUGAUGCUCACCGACUGUCUGGAGACCUGCCAGGGUAAUGAUUCCUGUCAGGCUGUGAAUUACGAGACCGGUCUGUGCGUCCUCUUCAGUUCCAACGCGGAUGCACUACCAGGAGCGCUGACCAAGUCCCAGUUCCCGGUGUUCACAAUCUACGCGCAGAAGAGCUGCCUGGGCGUCAAACCGUGCGAACGCGCCUGGUGCAUCGACAGGGUGCAAAACUACCGCCUCUCCGGGCAUGCCAAGAGUCAUCAGGCGGUCAACUCCAGGCAGGAAUGUCUGGAACUGUGCCUGGGCGAGAACGAAUUUCAAUGCAGAUCCGCAAAUUACAACAACGCCACCGGUGAUUGCGAGCUAUCGACGAUGGACCGCAUCACGCUUGCUGGUAGCAACGCCUUCCAAGCCGCCGAUGGCUACGACUACAUGGAAAACAACUGCAUCGAGCAGCCGGCAAAGCUCUGCGAAUUCAAGAAGCUCACCGGCCGAAUUCUUAAAACCGUGGAUUCCGUCUAUCAAGACGUGGGCUCCUUGGAUGAGUGCCGCGAAUUGUGCCUACACUCUCCGUACAGGUGCCACUCGUACGACUAUGGUGACACCGGUGAGAUGGUCUGUCGUUUGAGCCAUCACUCCCGCGCCACUCUAGCCGAUAUUCAGGAUCCGUAUCUCGACGUACCCGAAGCGGCCACGUACGAAUUGAGCUCGUGUUACAACGUGAGCAUCGACUGCAGAUCCGGCGAUAUGGUCGCGCGCAUCCAAACGAGCAAGCUCUUCGACGGCAAGAUUUACGCGAAGGGCUCGCCCAACUCUUGCGUGCGCGACGUCAACAACAGUCUCGAGUUCGAGCUGGAAAUGGCCUACGAUAAUCUCGAGUGCAAUGUGCGCAAGAACGGCCUGGGUCGCUACGUCAACGACGUAGUCAUCCAGCAUCACGACAAGAUCGUCACCAGUUCGGACCUGGGUCUGGCUGUCACCUGCCAAUACGAUCUCACCAACAAGAGCGUUACCAACGAGGUGGACCUGGGAGUGCACGGCGAUGUCCAACCGGCGCUCAGCGAGGAAGUCACCGUCGACUCGCCCAACGUGGCGAUGAAGAUCACAGAUCGCAGUGGUGGCGAUGUAAUGCCCACGGCCGAAGUUGGCGACCCAUUGGCACUACGCUUUGAGAUCUUGGACAAGAACAGUCCGUACGAGAUCUUCGUCAGGGAAUUGGUUGCUAUGGACGGAGUAGAUUCCAGUGAAAUUGUCCUCAUCGACUCUGAUGGUUGCCCUACUGAUCAUUUCAUUAUGGGACCUUUGUAUAAAUCAGCGGAGUCCGGAAAGAUUCUACUCUCGCACUUUGAUGCCUUCAAGUUCCCCAGUUCUGAAGUAGUACAAUUCCGUGCAUUGGUUACACCCUGCAUGCCCUCCUGUGAGCCAGUUCAAUGUGACCAAGAAGAAUCCACAGGAGAGCUGCGUUCAGUCAUCUCAUACGGUAAACGCAGGAGGCGUCGUUCCACGAGCAGCUCAACAAACCCCAACGAUGACCUGCUCCUGGUCCAGACCAUCCAGAUCACCGACAAAUUCGGUUUCGAGCGGGACGGCAACAAGACGACCACUUUGGGUCGCGAAGCAAUGUUCCUCCCCGACAGUCAAGGCUUCUGCGUGAACAUGGCCGGCCUGAUAGUCGCCGCCACAGUCUUCCUUGCCGCGCAGCUCGCCAUCAUCGCCGCCUGGACGUUUGUCUGGCAGCGAAGGCGGCUGAAUUCCAAACUCAACGACUCUGCAUCAGUGAGCGUCAGCCUGCCAUCGACUUUCGGCACGAAUCGCACCGACAGCCUCUGCAAGCUGUAUGAUAACAAUGGCUACGCGCACUCGCGUCGCUUCUAAACCCAUUGCCGUCCAUACAAGCCCCUCAUAAACCCAUAAUUCAUAUCAACGAAUCCCAAUAUACCAGGUAAACAGGUGAGAACAACAUUCGAAGAGGACCAUCUGAUGAACACAGUUUCCGAGCCCAGUUUUGCCAUGAAGUCAAGCAAGAAGCCUUCUUCUAUCUAGGGUACGUAGUGGUAUCGAAAUGCGUCGUGCAUUCAUAACUGUAACGCAUAUAGCGAGAAUAUCACGGUCGCCGCGACGAACAACACAAAUACUCACACGACAUACACACAUAUAUAAACAAACUCUGGGCCAAGGUCGGACAUGCAAUGCAAUCAAUUUUUAGCGCAUCUGUAUUUUAACUCUAUAAUCACUUUAAUCAUAUUUCGUUGCGUGUGCGCGUGCGAUUCGAAACCACCGCUCGCAUUCUCAGGAUUCGUGUCGACUAAAGACACGUUGUGACAACGACGAAUGCCAGCGGCGGUUAAUUAACCGUUCGCGAACCGUUCAGAGACAUAGAGCCACCGUGCGACGUGCUAAAUAACGCACAAAGAGGUCGCGCGACAUAAAACUCUUACACAUACGCCAGCGUCAUUUGCAUGUGAACAAGUUCACGCACAGGAAGUAACAUUGCGCUAACGGAGACGCGUGGUAAAAAUGCAAUAAAACAAUUUUAGAACAUCAACAAACCGUAACAAGAAAAAUUUCGAUAAGUGCCUUUUAAUUGCAAUUUUUUAAUUUUUAAUAAAGCCGCAAUCGAAAUUGCGCGAUUUAAAUUUACUACUUAUUUAAUUUUAUACAUAUUAUACAUAACAAAAAAAGUAUGACGCUUUACGAGGAUGCCAGGACGAUCGUGAUGAAUGAAUGUCGAUUGCUGAACUUUUUUUAAGUUAUUGUCGAGUUUAAUAUUUAACGCAUAGUUUCCUCGCGUCUCGUUCAAACAUAAUGAAGUGAGACGCAUCGAAACAUUAAUAUAUAAUAUAAAUAUACAUAUAAUAAUAUUUAAUGAUGCCCUCCAUGAAGAUGCGAGAAUGUGUGUGCUAUUGGCGCGAGUGUGUUAUUUAAUUUAAAAAAUGCUUGUCCUGGUUUCCUUAUCAUGCGUUUACGAUAUACAAGACGACGCGAACUGAGCGGCGCUGCUUUUGCUCGUUCUCAAAUGAAGAAACCGCAAAACCGGCGCCCGAAUUAUUUUUUAAAAUUUAUUAAUUUAAACGAAUACUAUGACACUUACAUACGAUACUUGCGCAUUGCGGCGAGAACGAGAUAUAUUUAUAAUUAGAUGUAUUACUCUAUGUUAUUUGAUUUCAAGAAUACAAUAAUAUAUCGACAAGCGAGAAUCUAUUAUUCGAAUUAAUUAUAUUUAUAUCAUUAUUAUACUAUAUAUUUUAUGAUAAAAAUAAAUUAUAGCCGUUUCCAUAUGUUUUCCACAUAUUUCAUUUUGGCGAUUUUCAUUUCGUGUGUUUUAUUUUUGUGCGGAGAAAUUUAGUUGUGUACCCGAUAAGAUUAAGAUUAAUAAGAGUGUUUAUCGUAUUCUUUUAUGUAUGCCACAAGCGACAAGAAAAUAAACUGAAUCAAUAUUA